AUGGCUCUUGGUAAUGCUAUCAUGAAGGUGAUAAUGACCUUUAUCCUUGCUGCAAUGGUGGUAGAUGGUUCAUACAACGUAAGCGAGCAAGUGCAAAAUUCUCGAUACAAUAUCAUGAGCAUGUCACGGCGUGGAGCUGCUACCUUUGUACGCAAUGAUGUUCUAUAUACAGUGGGAGGCGGUCGACAGGGAUACACCAUCAUCAAUGGAGAGUUUUGGGCAUUUUCGUUUAAUGAAGGCAAUGGCACGGUGAAUGCUGAUAGUUUACCAAGUCGUGUUCAAUCCCUUAUUCAUGCACAAGCAGUACUGCUUCCUGAUAACGACCGUGUAUUGCUCUUCGGUGGAUCGAAUUCCACUACUCGCCCGGAAGGUCAAAACGGCACUCUCUUUUUCCAGGAGUAUCGUUUCAGCACUGAUCAAUGGCAAACACUCCCUGUUACUUCCUCAACUCUCAACGGUCCUCUUCCACCCAAUCGAUACAAAUUCACAGCAACACUUGCCCCCAAUGGCAGAGUAUACAUUCAUGGUGGAGCGAUACCACCCACUGCAACACCAUUACGUGACCUUUGGGAAUUCGAUCCAUCCACGAACCGCUUCACCGAGAUCCCCUUGAACAACACUCUCAUUUCCCAUACAACCAUAUCACUUUCAGCCAUCGCCCUUACGGAUGGGAGAAUAGUAUAUCCUGUGGGGGAUACAUCAGGGUCAACGCAAGACCUCUUGAAUGUAGCAUUCGUCUUUGAUACAAACACGCGCACAGCCUCCAUGCAACCAUUAUCCAAUCAGACGGCAUAUCCUGCUGCAAAGUAUGGUGCCAAUGCUGUGUUAGCUAGGGAUAACAAGACCAUCUAUUAUUUUGGAGGUAGUACGCAUAGCUAUGGCUCACCCGACAAUGCUCAAUUCAAUUUGGCGUACAACGACUUGAAUAUCCUUGACACUACUUCUUGGACAUGGUUGCCGCCCAAGUCUAUUCGAGGAGAGCCACCUAAACCAAGACAUGAUGCAGCUGCUGGCUUGUUACUUGGAAAGUAUUGGGUGAUUUUGGGAGGUCUCUCUGAAUUUUACUGGACAAAUGAUUUCAACGUACUCGCGCUUCCAGACGCUGAUUCGGCAUCGGAUGACUUCACGUGGCUUUACAACAUCACCGAUCCAUCUUUGAGUAUGGCCGGCAUCGACACUCCUGGUAGCUUUCCAGCAAGUGCUAUUGUUGGAAUUGUCAUUGGCUCUGUCGCAUUCAUCAUACUGGUCAUCGUCAUUAUUUGGAUGACACGGAAGAGGAGACGCUCGUCAGCAACACCAUCUUGGCGGCCAACCAUUUGGGAAAAGCGUGUUGGAGAGCCUAAAUGGAUUGCUGUUUUGCACGCAAUAAUGAGGUUGAUCCUAGUAUUCUUGUUCACGGCAUACCUUGUGUACACCAUCAACCAGAUUGUCAACAGCCCAACGAGUACCAUGACACUUUCCGCCCCUGUAAAUCAAGUACAAGUCCCAGACAUGCGUUUUUGCUUUGAUGGGUGGAAUGAUGAAGAUGCCUUGUAUUUCAGUACCGAUACCGUUUCCAGAGCUGAGACAGCCAAGUGGAAUUUCACUCAUCGUUUGGACAUGUCCAACCUUCGCCCCUAUUACUCGGCCAGUAGAAUCGGCGCUCUUGAAUGCUGGUUGUUUAAGCCAUCACCUGAUUUCAAACUGGCAUAUCAAGCUGAUAUGCAAUCAAACAAUGGGACUCGACUCAAGUUUUUAUUUGGCGGCGUGUAUGAUGGCUCCAUGAACAGCUCUCGUGUGCAUAUCUCCAUUUAUCCUCCAAAUCGUGAUCCCAACAAGGUGGUUUAUCGAUAUGAAGAACAACCAAACCUUAGCAACGACGAGAUUCGACGUUGGAUGAAGCUCGAAUCGAAUGAUCAACAACCAGUAAAUGUAUACACGGCCGAAGUCAACACAUAUUCUUCGAUCAGCUAUCAGCUCAAGAAUCAUCGUUACCUUUCAGACAGCGGUUGGAAUGCUAUUGGAUUCGCCUCCAUCUAUAACAACACGCCCGAAGUCGAUACCGAUUUUCGUACGAGCAUUCAGGACGAGGAUAUGAUGGUCAAGAAUACGGUGGAUGUUUAUCCUGCCAACUUUAUGGAUGUGACUGAAGAAGAGCAACGUAUUCACACGCUUGUCAUGUCGAUUGGUUCGGUGGGUGGUUUGCUGUCGCUUUUUGUGUUUUUGGAUAGCGCUUUAUUUGGAUCACGACCUUCUGCAGUCAUUGGCAUCGUUCAAAAAUUGGCAAUUGGCAAGAUGAAACGCUCGAUCCAAAACAGUCAAUUGGAUGCAUUUGGAUUUCUAGGGCGUCCAGUGCCAUUUGUUCAUCCUGUCGACAGCAAAAGCAACCUUUUGAAUUCCCAUCAACGCCGGCAACAUGGACUCAAAGCUUUUAAGCAACAUGACACCACUACCGAACACGAUCAUGAUACGGAGGAUACCAAGAUAAUAGAACAUGCAAUGGAAGAGAACGUGCUACAUGACCAAGUCGCUGAGCUUACAAGAAGACUACAAUUGAUGGAACUGGUUUUCAAGAAUUAUUGCAUCGAUGACCAAAUUUUCAAGGAUCUUCAGAAUGCUCAUCAUCAUAAAGCAGAAAGCGCAAGGAAUGAAGGAGAUGUCGCUACCAUAAUCAAGCCCGGCAACAAUCAUGGUGAUAACGCAUUCACUCGAUUCUUUCGACGAAGGCGAUACGCUCGUCAGCGAUCAUUAGAAGAUGAAGAACAAUUACCCCAGCAACCAUAA
Messenger RNA from Lichtheimia ornata, 2763 nucleotides. RefSeq lists its product as uncharacterized. The record is from RefSeq and is a predicted model, not a curated record. Gene Ontology annotation, molecular function: protein binding. NCBI's taxonomy places the organism in Eukaryota, Fungi, Mucoromycota, Mucoromycetes, Mucorales, Lichtheimiaceae. The coding region runs from base 1 to 2763 and encodes 920 amino acids. The transcript is spliced from 7 exons.